AUGUCACGAGCUGUUCAGCUUCCAAUCCCCUGCCCUGUACAGCUUGGUUCAUUAAGGAAUGACUCUCUGGAAGCUCAGUUCCAUGAAUAUGUCAAACAAGGAAACUAUGUUAAAGUGAAAAAAAUCCUGAAGAAAGGAAUUUAUGUUGACACUGUAAAUUCUCUGGGCCAGACAGCACUUUUCACUGCCGCAUUAUUAGGUCUUCCCAAAUUAGUUGAUGUCCUGGUCGAUUAUGGAUCAGAUCCAAAUCAUCGCUGCUUUGAUGGAAGUACACCUGUCCAUGCAGCAGCAUUUUCCGGCAAUCAGUGGAUCCUCAGCAAACUGUUGGAUGCAGGUGGUGACUUGAGACUCCAUGACGAAGAUGGCAAAAAUCCUCAGAGCUGGGCUUUGUCCUCAGGGAAGGAGAGAAGCACUGCGAUGGUGGAAUUCAUGCACCGAUGUGCCUCCCACAUGCAGGCAAUCAUUCAGGGAUUUUCUUACGAUCUGCUGAAGAGGAUUGACUCUCCACAGAGACUCAUCUGUAGCCCAUCCAGAUUUGGCAGCCUGAUGCAUGGAAACCCUGACAACUCCCCUAACCGCCUGCUCAAACCUGGAGUUGUUUCUUCUAAAAACAUCUACAGCUUUGGUUUUGGGAAGUUUUAUCUCACAGGAGGGACCCAGCUGGCUUAUUUGGGAUCUCUCCCAGUGAUCGGAGAAAAGGAAGUGAUCCAAGCAGAUGAUGAACCAACCUUCUCUUUCUUCAGUGGUCCCUACAUGAUCAUGACAAAUCUCAUGUGGAAUGGCAGUAGAGUCACCGUGAAGGAACUCAACUUUGCAACUCACCAGAACUGCAGUAAGCUCCGGUUUGCAGACUUAUUGAUUGCAGAACAGGAGCAUAGCAGUAAAUUACGUCAUCCCCACUUGCUGCAGCUGAUGGCGGUAUGUUUGUCUCAGGAUCUCGAAAAAACUCGUCUGGUAUAUGAGAGGAUUAACAUUGGCUCCCUCUACAGCAUCCUUCAUGAAAGGCGUUCCCAGUUUCCUGUGUUGCACAUGGAGGUAAUUGUGCAUUUACUGCUCCAGAUUAAUGAUGCACUAAGAUAUUUGCACUCCAGAGGAUUUGUGCACCGCUCGCUCAGUUCUUAUGCUGUCCAUAUUGUGUCAGCAGGUGAAGCAAGACUGACCAACUUGGAAUACAUGAUAGAAAGUCAGGAUGGAAGUGUCCACAAGGACCUGACCCGUGUUCCCAUCCCUACUGUACUGUACAGUUGGUCAGCUCCAGAGGUAAUCUUGCAGAAGGGUGCUACAGUCAAAUCAGAUAUCUACAGCUUUUGUAUCAUCAUACAAGAAAUAUUAACAGAUACCUUACCUUGGAAUGGUUUGGAAGGUUCAGUUAUUAAGGAAUCUAUAGUUUUGGGGAAUCAUUUAGAAGCAGAUGCCAGACUUCCAAAAACUUACUAUGAUAUUGUUAAGACAGGCAUACAAGUCAAACAAAAAGAUCGAACUAUGAAUCUUCAAGACAUUAGAUAUAUUCUAAAGAAUGACUUAAAGGAUUUAAUUGAAGCCCAAAGAACCCAUCCAGUUGAAAAUUCAAAUGUUGAAAGAUGUAAAAAGCAUCCGGACAUAAAUAUUUAUUUAGGUAUGACAUCGGAAAGUCAGAGAGAGGCCCUUGAUUUGGAAGUCCGGGAGCUAAAGGAAACAGGCUGUCAGCCCGAUUCACCACAACGCCACUCAGCUCUACCUGAGAAAGCAGCACUGGAUGGUGAGGUUUUGAAUCGCAGUAUGACAGCGAAGGAAAUGGAGAGUCAUGAUACUACAUCUGAAUUGGCUAGGGCUUGUAGCCCAAGUUGUGGAGAUGAGAGCCUCUGUAGUUUUGAAAUAAAUGAAAUCUAUUCAUGUUACUUGGAUAUGUGCGAUGACGAUUUGGGAGAAAUUACGACAUCAGAUAUUUCUUUAGGAGAUGGAAAAAACCGAAGGGAAGGAGCCAAGUCCAUGACUGGAGAAUCACCUGAAAGAGACAAAGAUGCCCUCUUUGAUUAUGAUGAUAUCACUGCUUCUGAAGUGGGCACGGAGUCAUCCUCUGAGCAGUGGCAUCCUCUCAGUGACACCUUCAGUUCACACAUAGAAGAGGUGUCCAAGGAAGCCAAGCCAGACAUGAGUAGCAAGUCCAGAACUGAGCAGUAUAUCAGUAAAUGUGUUCUUAACUUGAAGAUCUCUCAGACUUUAAUGCAGCAGGUGACUGAAUCCCUGCAAAAUGCAGAACAGAAGAUAGUCAAACUAGAGGCAGUGAGAAAGCGACAGGAACAGCACAUCUCAUGGCCUGUCCUAAGACUCUCUGCACAGAGUCAUGAUACAUCGGCCAUGUGGGUUGCCAUUGGGCCCCCAGCAAACUGCUACAUCCCUCCUUCUUUGCAAAUACCAAUAGAGCAGCCUGGUUGUAUUGACCGUUUCCAGAACCUGGUGAAGACAAUUCGGGCAGCAGUCACAGAUGGAAGUCUUUUGAGUCUGUCCCUGAAGAAAGUAUUGGAGACCAGCCUGAAAAGAAUUACCAGGAUGAGUGCAGAAUCGAUAUCAUCGGAAUUCUGUAACCCAAAGACAAGAAAUGAUGACAGUAUAGAGGCACGAUUAAAAUGGACAACUGAAGUGAAGGAAAUGGCUGAAAAGGCAGCUAGUGGACAGCUUGGAAGUCUUCUUUGGUAUCCUCUGAACAAUCAUACUUCAGACAGCGAGACAGAAAAUGAUUUUGAAUCCAUGCAGCAGUCUCCUAGGGAAUCAAAGUAUACUGACUGCCACCAGACUGAGCCUCCCAGAGAUCAAGAUGAUGCAGGCAGAAAAGACCAGUGUGAGAAAACCAUUCACAAUGACUCAGAAAGUGAAGACAGUGAGAGGGAGACCAGGUUCCAAAAUUUAACAGGCACAAGACACAACUUACCAAGAAAGAAAAAGCAGCCAGACAAUGGAGGAGCUUUUCAUAAGAAUUCUGACUCUCCUGAAGGAAUUGAGAAGCUCAGUAGUGUAAGUGACAUAGUACAGGAGCAUUCCAUGGAAUCACCUUAUUCAGCAGAUUCUUCUGAAGAUGUAACAGAUGAAUUUUUAACCCCUGAUCAUGAUUACUUUUAUACCCCAGCUGUUCAAGAACAUUUGGAAGUUAAAAUGACAGUUAAGUCCCAGACCUUAAGUCAUGAGGCUAAUGUCUCGGAAGUCACACAAGGAGUCUAUGAUGUCCAAAAACAAGACUCUGGUGGAGAAAAGUUUCAAGUAAUCGAAAAAAUCCUUGGAAAUAAGUCUGAGUGUGUGACAGAACUUCAGUUCACACCCAUAAGUUUUAGAGAAGAAGAAACAAAAGAAUCCUCAAAAGUAUUGAAAGAGGAAGAUAUAUCAUUAAUAGAUAUUCAGGAAUUAUCCAGUAUCUCAUGGGAAAAAGGAAGCUCUUGUAAGGAAAUGCCCUGCAAAACACCCAAAGCAAGCCAUGGACCCACCAAUGUCAGCACUCCACUCAGCCCAAUAGGGGCAGCUUCAUCAAGCAUCAGUCUGUAUAAAAACUAUUCUCAAGGGAACUCUUCCCAACCUAAAGUCCAGGAAACCUCUUGCUGGAACAGCCAGGAGUCCAUUAGGACAAUGUCAAAUACGUUCACAACAGCCAGCGGCAAAAGGGGCUGGACCACCGAUUCUCUCUCCUUCCCCUCCGAAAUACCUUCCUUUGGAUUGACCACCCCUGGUAGUUUGUCUAUAUUCAGUGGACCUGGUUCUUCCAUCACCAAGGCCAAAGCAGAAUCUGAGAAAUUUUUUCCUGCCGCUCAGCAAAGCAGACUACAGAAAGUCUUUAAAGAGAUAGCAGAUUCUUCUUCACCAGAUUGUAUUGAUGAACUGCCCCCACCUUCCCAAGAACUCCUUGAUGAAAUAGAGCAUUUGAAGCAGCAAAGUGCUUCUUCCUCAGUGUUGGGUGAGAACAGGUCAAAUUCCUGUGAUCUGACAUUAAAUGAUCAAAGACAUUUAGAAGAAAAAAUCAUUGAGAAUAAAGGAGAAGAUGGCAGUAUACUUUGGACCAAAGAGACUCUGUACUUAACAGAAGAGACAGAUAGGGCUCACUCUACUUUGGAUGAGGACUUGGAAAGAUGGCUACAGCCAUCUGAGAAGAGCGAGGAAUUCCAAGGUCUUACAGAAAGCUCUGCAAGGGAGACAAGUAUAACAGAUCAAGAAGUUGGUGAAAAGAAGAAAAAGGGGGGAGAAAGGGCCAAGGCAGAGAGAAGGAAACCAGACAGCUUUUCUGGGAGCCCUGAAGAUCAGGAAGAACUGAAACCUGGUUUGUGGCAUCGCCUGGGUUGGAGUCAACCAUCGAGGAUAAUCGUUCUGGAUCAGAGCAACACCUCAGACUAAUCUGAGUUCGAUAAUAGAUAAGUUUCCGGUAUGUUUUUAUGUUCUCCCUGUUGCAUGCUCCCUGCCUCUGGUUGGCCACGAUCUUCAUGACCCUCAUCAAAUCCUCCUACAGUCGACUUGCACUUGUCUUCUCAUUAUAAUAACAGACAUGAGGGGUAUGCCUAGAUCCAUUUGCUAGUGCAUAGAGUCUUGCAAGGUCUUUAGUCUUGAUUUACUGGUGAGAGAAUUUGGGAUAUAAAAGUUUGUUUAUGGGUCUGUAAAUUCAAUCCAGUGGUUGGCAGUGGCUUGU
Messenger RNA from Gracilinanus agilis (Agile Gracile Mouse Opossum), 4642 nucleotides. It is a transcript of the gene TEX14, whose product is annotated as testis expressed 14, intercellular bridge forming factor. NCBI's taxonomy places the organism in Eukaryota, Metazoa, Chordata, Mammalia, Didelphimorphia, Didelphidae. Gene Ontology annotation, cellular component: intercellular bridge; midbody; kinetochore. Gene Ontology annotation, biological process: male meiotic nuclear division; mitotic spindle assembly checkpoint signaling; intercellular bridge organization. The transcript has 31 exons. The record is from RefSeq and is a predicted model, not a curated record. Bases 1 to 4353 code for a protein of 1450 amino acids. Gene Ontology annotation, molecular function: protein binding; protein kinase activity; ATP binding.